Molecule: messenger RNA, 1035 nt
Organism: Gadus chalcogrammus (walleye pollock)
Lineage: Eukaryota; Metazoa; Chordata; Actinopteri; Gadiformes; Gadidae
Product: galanin receptor 2a
Exons: 8
Coding region: 1-975 (324 amino acids)
Biological process (GO): G protein-coupled receptor signaling pathway
Cellular component (GO): membrane
Molecular function (GO): G protein-coupled receptor activity
Source: RefSeq, a predicted model, not a curated record
AUGGACAUGAUGCUGGAAUUGAAUAAGUACCUUAACGACAGUGCGGUGGAGCGACCCUGGACGGAGGUGGAGAGAUGGGUGUUGGUGACAGUGUUGGGGCUGGAAAUGGUGAUGGGGGUGGUGGGCAACUGCCUUGUCCUGCUCAUCAAAGUCAUGUGCAGUAAGCAGUACUCUUGUCGCUACUGGGUUCCCUUCCUGAGUCUCACCCUGUCGGACCUAGGUAUGGUAGUAACACUGUCUCCUCCAGGUUCCUCUGCGCUCAUCAUGUCUGGCUCCCUGCUGGCCAUGCUGACCGGCGGUCAGACAUCUCCUUGGUGUGAGGUGGUCAGCCUGUUAAAGUUUGCUUUCAUUACCUCCUCUAUUGGAAGCAUAGCCAUCCUGUGUGUGCAGCGCUUGAUGGGCAUGCCACCUAGGGGCACCGUCUUGUUCGUGGUUCUGGUGCUGACCUGCUUGGCCUCCUGGGUGUCAGGCGUGGUGUUUGGGACUGUCCCUGUGGUCUACACCUGGAUCAAGUACGACCCCGCUGAGAUGCUGUGUGCAGUGUUCUGGGAGACCAGCUACUCAGACAUGAUGGUGUACAUCCUGUGUGCCUUCUCCGUCUGCAUCUUCCUCCCCGUGCUCCUCAUCUUCUUGGGCUCUUUGAUGACCGCAGCCGGCCUCGUGCCGCGGUGGAACACCUACAACGAGGAGGACGACAUGUCGUUAGUCACGCCACUGCUGGUGGCCUUCUACCUGCUCUGCUACACACCCUUCGUCGUGUCCGAGCUGAUUCUCCUGGGCAAGCAGGAUCUGUCCCCGGCUCCUUAUUGGCUGAGGACCUUGUCAUCGGUCAUGUCCUACCUGGACUGUGGGCUGAACCCACUCAUCUACUGCUCUCACCGAGACUUUAGGGAGGCGGGCCUAUCCCUGCUGUGGACCAGUAGAAAGUCCUUCUCAGAUCCCAUUCUCACAGGCAUAACACAGUUAAACCUAUAGGACAUGGCCAAGAAUAUCACCAAACCAAGAAUUUGCAUUAGCUCACAUCUGCCAAUGUAA